Molecule: messenger RNA, 378 nt
Organism: Emiliania huxleyi CCMP1516
Lineage: Eukaryota; Haptophyta; Isochrysidales; Noelaerhabdaceae
Exons: 2
Coding region: 1-378 (125 amino acids)
Source: RefSeq, a predicted model, not a curated record
AUGUCAUUGGUCAAUGCACGCGUCGUCUGCUCAGGGAAGCCGCCGUCGAAGACCGUAUUGCAGCCGGGGUCGAUGCAGAAACGAGUGCAGACCCUGCUGCUCAGUCCAUCACACGCCGCACUCGUCGACGUCUUGCCGGGUCAGUGUCUCGGAGGACGCAGUCCUGUGUACGAGCGAGCGCUGCUUGCGCUGGCGGCGCUCGGCGUCUCGUGCAUUCUCUUCGUGUGUCUCACGAUCGUGCUCCAAGCGGUGCGUCGCAUACUUGCUGCAGGCAUGCUUGGGUUGGACGCGGCCAGGGUGGCGGCUGCCUGGGCGGCGGCGGACUUUCCGGCAUCAAUUAGCGCCGCGUCAAUCGCUGACCCUACCACAUUCGGCUAG